Molecule: messenger RNA, 1230 nt
Organism: Penicillium vulpinum
Lineage: Eukaryota; Fungi; Ascomycota; Eurotiomycetes; Eurotiales; Aspergillaceae
Exons: 3
Coding region: 1-1230 (409 amino acids)
Cellular component (GO): nucleus; cytoplasm
Molecular function (GO): protein binding
Source: RefSeq, a predicted model, not a curated record
AUGGAAAAGGUGUCUCUCCUUACAUUGCCGAAUGAAUUGAUAUGUGAAAUUGCCUCAUACAUGUGCAUACGCGACAUAAUCUCUAUGAUUCAAUGUUACCGCAACCUUUGCCAACCUCUGUUGUGGCACUGUCAGCACCAGCACCAGAGCCAGGAACUACGAGAAGCUCUAACAGCGUGUAUCCAAGCUGGUGAUUUAGAUGCUACCCGCCUCCUACUCUCCAUUAACGCAGAUAUCGAGUUGAUCAAGGACGAGCCCCAAAUCCAAAAAGAACAACCGCCAGAUUAUACAUCAGGACAUUACUGGGAUGAUUUUUGGUUGGGCUUGGCUGUUCGAGGUGGCCAUGAUGAGAUAGUGGAAGCUCUUGCUGAACAUCUUGGCCGAGUGAAGAUAGAGAUCCCAGCGCUCAAGGUCAACUGUGUUGGAGAUGCACUAAAUUCUGCUGCUGAAGGUGGUUAUUUUGCCAUGACAAGAGCGCUACUUGAUAUCGAUAAUGAAAUCACCCGAUCGUCUAAUUAUUACGACAAGGCUUUAUUAAUCUCCGAUGGUACUGUGAAGCUGCUUGUCGAGCGCGGUGCAGAUAUGAGCGCCGAAGACGUGCUUCAUACAUUCACCGAUACAUCGAAUCAAUGCACGAUCUCUCAUGGAGGAGCUGCAGAGUUUCUUCUCGAUCAUGGAGCAAAUCUCAGCUCCCGGGAUAGUCUUGGUCGGUCCAUUCUAACAAAAGCCCGCAAAAGAGACCUCAUCCAAGUGUUCAUUGCUCGUGGGCUCAAUCCAGACGAUGUGGAUGAAUCAGUGGCUAAACCCGAGCCUGAGCACCCCGACUACGAAACUCACUUUUCAUUCGUUCGCAAAACAGCAAAGCUUCUCCUGAGCUAUGGAGCCGAUUUAAGCAUCCGGGACGACGAAGAGCAGAUACUCCUCUACAAAACUGACACCAAGUCUCUCGUGGAACUUAUCCUUGACUAUGGAGCGGGGGUCAAUGUAGUGGACUCUUAUGGGCAAACCCCACUACAUACGAUGGUCUACGGGGCAUCAAGAGAUAAGGUUGAGACAAUCAAAUUACUCUUGGAUAAUGGUGCAGAUUUGGGUGCAGAGAACGCAGAUGGCAACACAUCUCUUCAUCUGGCCUCACUCACAUCAUCAUGGGACGUUGUCAAGCUACUUCUUCAACAUGGAGCAGACCAAAGCAGCCGGAAUUUGAAUGGGGAGACACCAAUGGAUCUUUGA